AUGCUGUGGUACGACAAACCAAUUCCCCGACAUUUCAAGAAGCACGACCAUGACGGGGACAUCGACCUCGCUCAAUACGAGCACGAUGAGGCCCAUAAAGACAAACACAUCAACGAUGGCAUAGUCGACGCGUCGGGAGACCUUGCGCUGAAACCAGUCGCAUACCAUGGCAACUCUAGAAUCUUCAAUGAGUUGUUACUCAUCGGCAAUAACAACAAAAAAUACCUUUGUGUGGUCCUCCCGUUUUGUUUGCCCUACGGCCAACAACAACGCCGAAGGGCAACAGCCGGAUGGCAUUCCAAGGACAUCGGUUACUUUUUCCCCAACACAGAAGCAACCUAUGGUAAUGGGGAUUAUUUCGCGAUCGGGGCCGACACCAAGUACCGUAGUGGUUACGCCUUUUGUGGCUCGGUUCGAGACAACGUUGGUGACAACGAACUUCGUUCCUCUAGGGUAUCAACAGUGGUGCCUGCUGAUACGCACAGCCUGUUCUUCACAGUGAUAGAUUACGAUAUAUGCUUCGGUGCUGCUUCCCACCAGACGCGACUACGCACGCAAAGUGUCAUCUUCUCGUACAUUGUUCCCUUUCUUUUCCCAGUAAUGAGACCAUGA
Truncatella angustata is the source of this 612-nucleotide messenger RNA. RefSeq lists its product as uncharacterized. The transcript has 2 exons. NCBI's taxonomy places the organism in Eukaryota, Fungi, Ascomycota, Sordariomycetes, Amphisphaeriales, Sporocadaceae. The record is from RefSeq and is a predicted model, not a curated record. Bases 1 to 612 code for a protein of 203 amino acids.